Messenger RNA from Lachancea dasiensis, 1452 nucleotides. NCBI's taxonomy places the organism in Eukaryota, Fungi, Ascomycota, Saccharomycetes, Saccharomycetales, Saccharomycetaceae. The record is from the annotation of a GenBank genome assembly.
AUGAGUUCCUCGAGUUUGUUUAUAAGCACCGAGCAUCAGUCUCAGGAAUUACGUCGAGUGACAGCAGGUGAAGAAGUUGGAACUCGUUAUAUUCCGCCCUGGACCACGCCUUAUAUCAUUGGAAUCGGUGGUACUUCAGGAUCUGGAAAAACUAGUGUAGCUGCCAAAAUAACUUCCUCGAUAAACACACCGUGGACUGUUCUAAUGUCAUUAGACAACUUCUACAAGCCUUUGACACCAGAAGAGCGCAAAAGGGCACUGGAAAACAGCUACGAUUUUGAUGAGCCCAGUGCAAUAGAUUUGGACCUCGCGUAUAAUUGUAUCAAGAGCUUAAAGGAGGGCAAGAAAACUUGUAUCCCGAUAUACAGCUUUUCCGAACAUAACCGGGUUCCGGGCAAAUCCGUUUCUAUUUACGGAGCGAGCGUUGUAGUCAUCGAAGGUAUCUAUGCCCUUUAUGACCAGCGCCUAUUGAAUCUUAUGGAUUUGAAGAUUUACGUCGACGUGGAUCUGGACGUGUGUUUGGCCAGAAGGCUUUCAAGAGAUAUUGUUUCUAGAGGCCGAGAUCUCGAAGGAUGUAUCCAACAGUGGGAACUAUUUGUUAAACCUAAUGCCGACAAGUACGUCAAGACAACUAUGAAAAAUGCAGAUGCUAUCAUUCCUUCGCUUGGGAACAAUGGUGUAGCCACGCAGACCCUAAUCAAUCACAUAAAGUCGAAAUUGCAAUUGAAAUCUCGCAAACACCUGGAAGAACUGAGCAGACUCGGCCAGGUUGAGAAACUCAAACCCCUUUCUCAGCUGCUUAAUAUUCACCAGCUAGAAUCUUCCAGUCAGGUUGUGGCUUUGAAGACGGUCAUUUUAGACAAGUAUACGUCGCGCGAUGAUUUUGUCUUUUACUUCGACAGAAUUGCAACAAUUUUGGUCUCUUGGGCAUUAGACGACAUACCAGCACACGCCAUGAAGACUAUUGUAACGCCAAACGGUGUUACUGUGGAAUCACCCAUGGUUGACUUCGAUAAAGUCACCUCCAUUAAUAUCGUGCGUUCGGGAGAUUGUUUUAUGAGAUCUCUCAAGAAGACCGUACCUAGUAUGGCUCUCGGUAAAGUGCUAAUUCAGUCAGAUUCUCACACAGGGGAGCCUCAACUGCACUGUGAAUUCGUUCCUCCGCAUAUUGAAGACUAUGAACAGGUACUCCUGGUCGAGGCCCAAAUUAUAUCUGGAGCUGCUGUCAUCAUGGCAGUCCAGGUGCUAUUGGACCACGGUGUAGCACUCAACAAGAUCAAAGUUCUUGUAUAUCUGGCGACAGAGGUGGGGAUACGAAGAAUUUCCAAUGCAUUCAACAAUUCUGUGCAAAUAUACGCCGGUGAAAUUGUUCCGACUGAGGCGCUAGGUACAGACCACUGCAAGUGGGCGAGAAAGCGCUUCAUCGACUCGAGGUACUUUGGAUGCGAUUGA